UGACGCGAGUGGGCGGUGCUUGCCGAGGCGCCAAGUGAGUGGCGGCCGCCGCCUCCUUCUCCCUGCCCCCUCCCCCCCCCCUCCCCCCGAGAGCGGGCGCUGCCGGUGGCCGGGAGCAGGAUCAGGUGUGGCAUUGACUGACUUACAAGGAUAAAAAGAUGACUGAUGCCAGCGAGAUGUUAGCUGCUGCUUUGGAACAAAUGGAUGGGAUCAUUGCAGGUUCUAAGACCUUGGACUACUCGAAUGGUCUGUUUGACUGCCAGUCGCCUAACUCCCCCUAUAUGGGUGGUCUACGCGUAUUACACCUGGUGGAAGACCUUCGAGGACUGCUGGAGCUGAUGGAGAAUGAAGAGAAGGAUGGACUACGCUGUCAGAUACCAGACUCCACUGCAGAACUCCUCGCUGAAUGGCUACAGAGCCACCUGACGAAUGGCCAUAUCUCUGUCACUGGCGAUGCAUACCAGGAUAGGCUGGCACGGUUGGAAGGUGAUAAAGAGUCAUUAGUUUUGCAAGUGAGUGUUCUAACAGACCAAGUGGAAGCUCAGGGGGAGAAAAUUCGAGAUCUGGAGUGCUGUCUAGAUGAGCACCGGGAAAAGCUGAAUGCCACGGAAGAGAUGUUGCAACAGGAACUCCUAGGUCGAACAUCACUAGAGACUCAGAAACUGGAUCUUAUGACUGAGGUGUCGAACCUGAAAAUAAAACUGAAUACGAUGGAAAAGGACAGGUUGGAAUACGAGGACCGAUACAACGAUACUGAGGUGUUAUACCAAGAAGUUAAUGAUUUAAGGAUAAAGGUGGUUGACAUGGAAAAUGAAAGAGUUCAGUUUGAAAAAAAGCUAAAAUCAACCAAGUCAUUAAUGGCUAAGCUCUCUAGCCUGAAAAUCAAAGUUGGUCAGAUGCAGUACGAGAAGCAGCGAACGGAACAAAAAUCCCAGGCAGUAAAGGAUGACUUGGUGCAACUGAAGGAGCAGUUGGAGAAUAAAGACGCUGAGAUCAAGAGAAUGUUGUCUGAUUUGAAUUGCAGAACGGAGAUGGAUGAAAGUGAUAGUGGGGCUGAGGAAAGUUAUAAAAAGAAGCUGAAGGAGAAAAAUCUUGAGGUCCAUAAAAUGAAAAAGGCUGUUGAGUCUUUGAUGGCAGCUAAUGAGGAGAAGGAUCGGAAGAUAGAAGAGUUGCGGCAGUCUUUGAACAGAUACAAGAAGGUGCAGGAUAUGGUGAUGUCUGCGACACACAGUAAGAAAGCAAAAGAAGGUGAGAAUGAUGACAGUCUGAAUGGGGAAUCUUUCGGAGUUAAUGGCAGUGAAAUAUUCGAGAUGGAACUGACUUCUCUCACAGUCCCAUCCCCCGAAGCUGAUGGAGUGACUUCAGUUUCAGAGCCAGAAGCAGAACCAGCUCAAAUCCACACCAGUAUCCUUCAGGUGCCAAUACCAAUAAUAUCAUCUACUCCUAAAGGCAGUGCAGGGCAGAUGGAAAAGAAGAUGGAGCCUGAAGUUGAAACAAAACCUGACAUUGGUGAAAUACAACCAAGUGACAUAUCUUCAUUAGUUGAAGAAACUGCCCUAUGUGAUAGUCCCGUAUUAUCCGAUGUGCAUAAAUCUGGUAGUCAGGAGAACCUGAGAAUGGAGGAGGAGAACAAGAAAUUACCCUUGGACCCUGCGCAACAGAGCGCAUUAGAGCUGGCAGAGAACAUUUUUCUCUUGAUUAAGAAUAAAGCGUGCAUGGAGAUCAGUAAAUUUGCAUCUUUGCCACCAAAACCAACUGGACAUCACAAUUCACUGGGCGAUGACAGUGCUGCCUCCAAGAAGGCAAGAGCCUCUUUUGGCCGUGGUUUCUUCAAGAUCAAAGGUGGCAAACGUACAUCUAGUACACCUAACCUAGACCGCAGUCGGAGUGCGAGUGCACCGAUGCUAGCGGAGACGGAGAGAGAAUCGGAGCAGGUGGAUGUCGCUGGGUUCCCGCUGCGUGCUGCAGAGGCCGACGGCUGUCAGCUCUUUCCAACCUCACCUGAACUCAAAAAGAAAUCAAAAGGAAUCAAAAAGUUAUUUGGAAAGCUUAAAAGAAGUCAGUCAACCACCUUCAACCCCGAGGACAUGAGCGAUGGAGAUUUCAAGCGAGGUGGAACCAGGAGCACCUCUGGCCCGAAACUUGGCUGGUCCCGCGAUCUACAGCUCACUAAAACUGAUCUGGAUGCUCCGUUCGCGAAGUGGAGCAAAGACCAGGUGUGUAACUGGCUGGAUGACCAAGGGUUGGGUAUAUACGUGAGGCCUUCCGGCUCCUGGAUCACAUCAGGACAGACUUUACUGCACGCAUCUCAGCAGGACCUGGAGAGGGAACUUGGCAUCAAGCAUUCUCUACACAAGAAGAAGCUGCAGCUAGCUCUACAGGCCUUUGGCUCCGAAGAGGAAGAUAACAAGGGAAAGCUCGACUACAACUGGGUUACAAGGUGGCUGGAUGAUAUCGGGUUACCACAGUACAAGACGCAGUUUGAUGAGGGACGGGUUGAUGGUCGAAUGCUCCACUAUAUGACUGUGGAUGACCUGCUGUCGUUGAAAGUUGGGAGCGUUCUCCAUCAUCUCAGCAUCAAGCGGGCCAUUCAGGUUCUGAGAAUAAACAACUUUGAAGCUAACUGUCUACGUAGAAGGCCGUCUGAUGAGAGUAACAUUAGCCCAGCAGAGGCGUCGCAAUGGACCAACCACCGUGUGAUGGAGUGGCUGCGCUCGGCAGACCUGGCAGAGUACGCUCCCAACCUGCGGGGCAGCGGUGUGCACGGCGGCCUGAUGGUACUGGAACCCCGUUUCAAUGUGGAAACACUAGCAAUGCUGCUGAACAUCCCACCCAAUAAAACACUCCUCAGACGACACCUGGCCACUCACUUUAACCUGCUGGUUGGUCCUGAUGCUCAACAACAGAAACGGGAGACUGUUGAAUCGCCAGACUAUACUCUCCUUACAGCUACUGCCAAAGUUAAGCCUAAGAAGCUGGUGUUCAGCAGCUUUGGGAGCCUGAGAAAGCGAAAGCAGGAUGAAGAGGAGUACAUCUGUCCCAUGGAACUGGGGCUCCCAGCAGGAACUGGGUUCAAGAAAGGGAGCAAGCAGGGUCGAGGGAUGGAGCUGCGGCUGUAUAAUGAGGAGGACCUGGACAGACUUGAACAGAUGGAUGACUCCGAGGGGACAGUGAGGCAGAUCGGAGCGUUCUCCGAGGGCAUCAACAAUCUCACACACAUGUUGAAAGAGGACGAGAUGUUUAAAGAUCUGAGCGCGGGUUCGCCCUGCACCAGCAUGACUGAGGAGGAUUCGAACGUCUGACCCUCACCGACCCAGCACCUUCAGUGUGGAUGCACCUUCACCUCUCGGUCCGACACUACAAAACAAACUGCCUGCACUACUCACCACCUCCUGUACCGCCUCUCCCGAGAGUGAAAGCGAAUGCACAAAGCACCACCAAAUAUCUGCUCUCAAUCAGAGCUGGGGAAAUCCAGGAUCUAGAGUUUUGAUGAAAAUCCGAUCAGUGCGAUGUUUGACUGCAGCCCUUGACAGAAAACACAUUUCAAAAUCCAAAUGGUUUAUGUUAACCAGACACAAGAUGCCAGUAAUUUGACUUGGUAGUUGCAUUUUAUGUAUUUAAAAUCCAGGGCCUAUUUGAUUUUCAUCAGGACUGUGAUGUUUUCAUACUGAAGUGUGUGGCGACAGCAUUGUGCCAGGUCUGCAGUCUGGUCUGCCCUGUGCAGCCACCACAGUCCAUGACCACCUGUCACUGGCUACCUCAAGCAAGCAAUAGCUCUCGAAUGCCUUAAAUAACCAAAAAUUUUGCCAUUUUGAUUAUCCAGUUAUUUUACAACAAUUGUCCUUUUCUGCCACAACGUGAGUUUUGUACCUUUUUGUAAUUUUCUAAAGAGGCAGAUAAAAGUAGUAUUUUGUACCAUGCAACUUUAGAUUGGGGUUAUUGACUAGUGCAAUGAUUUGUAUCGAUGUAGGGAUUGUACUCCAGCUGGUUCCUGGCCUGAUCCAUGUAGAGUUUUUCACAAUGGUGGGGGGGGUAACUUUGUUUCCCGUUUUGUAACCCAGGUUGCAAAAAUAACUUGGGUCUGUUGUAGCAAGUGGUGUGACAUUUGGGAUGGAAUACUGUUUGUUUUAAAUUUUAGCAUGUUUUAAAUGGUACAGAUUGCAUAGUAGGAAUUAUGUCCAUUUUGUAAUCGGAUGUUAUAACUGAGAAUUGUUCGGAUCAUUGUUGAUGCAUGUUGUUACUUAAUGAGCAGAUUGCUCCUAUGUUGAAUGUGAAAAUCACGACGGCGGUGGCACAAGAGACUGCAGAUGCUGGAAACUUGAUCGAAAGACAAAGUGCUGCAGGAACUUGGUUGGGCCGGCAGUCUCUGCGGAGGGAAUGGACAAGCUUUAAAGAUGGGUCCCAACCCGAAACGUCGUCUGUCCGUCCCCUACAGAUAUGCAGCCUGACCCGCUGAGUUCCUCCAGCACUUUGCUUUGGUUGAAAAUGACAACAUAGAGCAGUGGUGUAAAGCCGAAUGUUAGCACAGCAGUGUCAGCAGAGUCCACUGUGGCCCAGGCCGAUUGCCAGCAUAAUACUGUCGAUCAUCUACCACAUCUGCAGUUAGACAUGCAAUUGCCCAAAGUCUGAGCAAAGACCUUACAAAACUGUAGAUCAAUCCUGACCGGCAUUGUACUUUGUUACUUAUGCACCAAUUUUAGUACUAAUCUUUGUAUUCUAAAGACAACUAUUUUAUCUAAAGCUAUGUUCAUAUGAUUCUCAAAUUUAAAGAUGCUCCUUUAUUUAAACACUUGUCAAAAAGGAAACAAAUCUUUGAGAGCUGUUUUUGCUCUCCUCUCAGUGCCACGCCAAUACUUGGUCAUUAUAAAUGUAUUUUUCUACAUGCGUGGCUUUUAAAUAGCAAGGAAGUAGAUAGUGUUGAGUUCAGCUGUAAAUGGGCUGCUCUGGAGCCCCUGGCUGGUGGUACAAGACCUCUUCAAAUGCCAUCAGAUCCACUGGUCCUGCAUUUGGAACCCAAGCUCCCAUCCCGCCCCAGGUUAAUGUGCUUUUUAUUAGUUUAUUUAUUUUGCAUUGUUAACUAUGCCAUUAUUCUGCCAUACUUUGUGUUGAGGGUUUUUGUGCAAUGUUUUUGUGGCAUAUUUAUGUGGUUUUAGUACAUUUACAUUUAUUAUCAAUGGCUUUCCCCACAGGCAGUUCAGUAGCUCUCACUGGCCAUUGAGUUUUUAAAUGAAUCGAAACGGCCAAAGACGGCCAGAACUCGGUGGGAAAGUCUUUGUGAAAUCUCUUGCCAGUUCGGUCAUUGGAUUGUCACGUGAACAUUGCAAACAAAACAAUUGACAGGAGGCACGUUAUUAGAAACAGCCCCCGACCCAAACCAUGAAAGCAGAAUCAUGUAUAACUACAGCAUUAUAUACAUCACGCUCAUGUGAAUAUUUCAAUGUAAAAAUAAAGUAUUGCACAAUAAAUUGUUUGAAAUAUC
Amblyraja radiata (thorny skate) is the source of this 5479-nucleotide messenger RNA. It is a transcript of the gene ppfibp1b, whose product is annotated as PPFIA binding protein 1b. Gene Ontology annotation, molecular function: protein binding. Gene Ontology annotation, cellular component: presynaptic active zone. Lineage: Eukaryota; Metazoa; Chordata; Chondrichthyes; Rajiformes; Rajidae. Gene Ontology annotation, biological process: neuromuscular junction development. The transcript has 31 exons. The coding region runs from base 159 to 3302 and encodes 1047 amino acids. The record is from RefSeq and is a predicted model, not a curated record.